AAAGCUUAUUUCUUUUCAUUAUUAUAUAUUAAAAGGGUUUUAAUUGUGCUUCCAUUUUUUUAUCACUUCAUUUUGCAACACUGUGAUGCUUUUUUAUAUGUAAUAAACAUUUAAAAAUUUUGGAAAGGUAACAAAUUUAAUAAAUACAUGUAGUGUUGUCUUUGAAUAUCAGUUUAUUGAUAGAUAUUAACAGAUAUUCAGCAUUCAUUAAGUCAAUAUUGAUUCACAAUUUGGGAUAUCAAUAAAUUUAGUUAUACUGCUCUACUUAUAUUAAUACAAAUUGUCAUCAAAGUCUGACAGUCCUAAAUAAUAGUAUAAAGACUUUAAAUAAUAUUUCACAUUAACAAAAGUUAACAAUCUGAUCAGAUAUUACUUAUAUUUACAAGUUAAAGAAUUGGGAAUUUAAUACUAACAGUGACCAAAUUUAUUUAAAAAGAUCAUGUUACAUUUUAUUUAAAAAAAGAAACCUCAAUUUUUAUUUAUUUUUAAAACAAACUUGUAGCCUGAUGGAGGAAUUGACAGAAGUGAAAGAAGAAAAUUUUAAACUGAAUGCAUCUGUAUCACAUACAAAUGAGUUGAAUUCAAAAGUUGAGAAAAAAGUUAAAAAAAUUAAUUUACAAAAAAAAGAUUUGAAAAGGACAUGUAGUAGAGAAAAUUAUUGGCGUGAAAAGUAUAGAAAGCUGGAACAAUCUGAAAAUGACUUAAAAUAUACAGAAAAAGAUGUUACUAGAUUCCUUGAUGAAAUUACUAGGCUUAAGACAUUACAUGAAGAAAACAAUGAAAGAAUUAGGCAUUUAAAUGAAAAUAUUGAUUCAUUAAAACUUCAAAAUGAAAAUCUUUCCAAAAUUCAACAAGGAUUAUUUUAUGAUGAACAUACAAGAACAUAUGUACCCGAAAUGCAUAUAUGUGUUUAUAGCCUAUUGAAUAGUCAUGUCACUACAGAAAAUGUAAGUAAAGUUAUAGAAAGUGUAUUAAAAUUAGUGAACAUUUUUCCAAAUAAACUUCCUUGUCCAAGCACAAUUAAUAAUUGGAACAUUGAAAGAGGAAUUUUGGUAAAGAAACAAUUGUCAAGUGUAUGUGAAGAGCAAAAUACAACUUUACACUCAGACGAAACAUCAAAAUAUGGAAGUAGGUGGGGGGCUUUUGCCACAAGAGAUGACAGUGGCAAUUAUAAAUUGUUAGGAUUAAGAAAUAUGGCAACAAAAUCAAGUCAAGACACAUUAGAUACUUUCAAAGAAAUCUUAACAGAUAUUAAUAUAGCAAGUGAAGAUGAAAGUCAAGGUGGCAAGAAAAUUUUAACAAAUAUAAAAAACACAAUGAGUGACAGAGCAGCUUCUGAAAUGAAAUUUAAUGAAUUAUUAGAAAACUACAGAAAAGAGGUUUUACCAGACAUAUAUGAAAAUUACAAUGAACUAAAUGAAGAGUCAAGAGAAGCAAUUGAUAGGAUGAAUAACUUUUUUUGUGGACUUCAUUCUUUAGUUAAUAUGGCUGAAACAUGUGAAAAAACAUUAAAUGAAGUAGAAAUUUUGCAUUUUGAUAAUAAAAUUCCUAUCCAAAAUCCAACUUUUUUAAAAUCUGGUCAGUCUGGAACUACUAGGCUUAUUUUAACUGCAUGUAAAUCUUUUGCUAGAAGAGGAGAUGAAAAAAAUGGUUGCUAUGGAAAUUUUAAAACAUAUAUUAACUCAUUCUUAAAAGAAAAUAAUAUGCAACGUGUACCUCUUCAACCAUUAAGAGGAAAUAGAUUUAACAUCUUAUUCACUAAUGCUGGACAUGUAUACUUUUUACAAAACGAAAUGAAAGAUUUUUUGUUGAAAACACCUAAGUCAAAUGCUCUGCUUUCUUCUGUUUUGUUUGAUUUGAAAGAGCCAUUCUUUUUGGCUGGAUGUAAAGCUCUAGGUUUGAUAUCAAAAAUUAUCACUACACCUCUUUGGCAUGUAAUUGAAUCGAAAGAAAUUACAAUGUCUCAAAUGAAUAAAAGAUAUCUGACUUUGAAAACAUUUUUGCAAGACUGCAGUUUAAAUUUAGAUGAUUUUAUUAAAGGAAAUAUAACACUUUUUGAAGAUGUCAAUGUGAAAAAAGACAAAGUGUAUGAAAGUUUAGUUAAAGAAAGUGAGAUAGAUGGGCAUGUUGAAACUAUUCUUUUAGUUAUCUUACCUGCAUUAUUAAAAUUAAUCACAAAACAGUAUAAGGAUCAUUUACCAGGUGGAAUUCAUGAGAACUUAAAUGAAAGAGAAGUAAGCAGUGUUGAUAAACAUAAUAAAUUUCCAGAAAGAGUUUUUUCAUAUUUAGACCACAUAUUAUCUUACAAACCAAACAUAAAAACUUUAGCACUUGAGUCACAUAUAACUUUUUCUCUAAAUAAAACAAAUGAAUGGUUGAAAGGUCAAGAUAACAUAAAUGAUAUUAUAAAACAGUGUAGAAGAGAGGUCAAUUUGGAAAGGCAAAGGUUUAAGGAGAGGGAAAUGAUACUGGAGAAAAGGAGGAUUGAAAAACAGAGAGAAGAAUUUAGGAAAAAAGAUGAGCUAGAAAGAAAAAGGGUAGAAAAACUUGAAAAAAUCACAAAUGAUAUGAUGUUUUAUGGCCUAUGGCAAAGUGAAGAAAGAGUUGAAGCAGAAUUAAGAAAAAUAGAGACUAGAAAAGGCAAAGAAGAAGCUCUGAAGGUCCAAUUACGGUUCAGAAAAGAUGUUUUCAAUCAGUUGGCUGAUUCAAAUGUUUUUAAUUUUAGUAAGGUUCCUGGUUUUGAUGAGUGGUUUAAUGUAAAGUAUGUAGAGGAAAAUGAUAUAUAUACAUGUAAGCUGGCAGAGGAGUUUAAUACAGGAGAUGUAGAAGUAAUUGAGAGUCAGAUGGCUUGCUGCAAUUGUCUGAUAAAUGAAAGUAGUUUUUCAAGUGAACAAUAA
Ruditapes philippinarum (Manila clam) is the source of this 2897-nucleotide messenger RNA. RefSeq lists its product as uncharacterized. The record is from RefSeq and is a predicted model, not a curated record. Gene Ontology annotation, molecular function: 3'-5'-RNA exonuclease activity. NCBI's taxonomy places the organism in Eukaryota, Metazoa, Mollusca, Bivalvia, Venerida, Veneridae. The coding region runs from base 507 to 2897 and encodes 796 amino acids. The transcript has 3 exons.